Larimichthys crocea (large yellow croaker) is the source of this 2540-nucleotide messenger RNA. It is a transcript of the gene mcoln3a, whose product is annotated as mucolipin TRP cation channel 3a. The transcript has 13 exons. The record is from RefSeq and is a predicted model, not a curated record. NCBI's taxonomy places the organism in Eukaryota, Metazoa, Chordata, Actinopteri, Sciaenidae. Gene Ontology annotation, cellular component: lysosomal membrane; plasma membrane. Gene Ontology annotation, molecular function: NAADP-sensitive calcium-release channel activity. The coding region runs from base 249 to 1913 and encodes 554 amino acids.
GACAUUUUGCGACAGGCGCCUGCGAACAGUAUCGGUGUCUGUGCGUGAGGAGAUUCUGUAACUGGGGAGCUCUAUUUUUGUUUUGGAAAAACUGGAAAAACUUAAAAUGACGCGGAGGAGUGACAGUGUCAUCGUGGUGAAGGCUGGCGCGGUGACUGCUUCUGCAGCUGAUCUUCAUAGACAGCAGAGAGUGAGUCGCUCUGUGGCUUGCCGGUGCGCAGCAGUAUACUCUUCUAUACUUCAGUAUAAUGGACGACUGUGAGCAGCUCCUGGCCGCAAGGUCAGAGGAGAGGAGGCCAAACAGGCACUGCGGGUGGAGCGCUCACACUCAGAGCCUGGAGUCGAAGAUGGUGGAGGACUUCAGACGGAGGCUCAAGUACUUCUUCAUGAACCCCUGUGAGAAAUACAAAGCCAGGGGUCGCAAACCAUGGAAACUGAUGUUACAAAUAUUAAAAAUUGCGAUCAUCACAGUGCAGCUAGUCUCUUUUGGCCUCAGCAACGAAAUGAUGGUCACGUUCAAAGACGACAAUCUGAUGACAUUCAGACAUUUGUUUCUAAAAGGAUAUAAGGAUCACCGACUUGGAAGCUAUGACCUGUACACAAAAGCAGAUGUGUAUGCUCACAUCUACUACGUUAUCGACAGGUACCUCAAUCUCCAAAACUUGACAGUAGGUAACCUCGCAUAUGAGAUGGCUGAAGGACAGUACACUCCUCUGUCUGUGUGUCAAGAGUUUUACAGAAACACCAGCAUUGAUCCUGGAAAUGACACCUUUGACAUUGAUCCACAUAUCGAUAAAGAUUGUAUUUCCAUAUAUCCUGUGCGGUUGUUUGACAACAGCAGUAUGCCGGAACAUGCGAACUUUAGCUUGGAUUUCAAAAGGCUGCUAUCAGUGAGCAUCUACCUCACGCUGAAAACCAUCAAUCUGCAGACUGUGCGCCACCACGAGCUACCAGACUGUUAUGACUUCCACAUAAUGAUCAUGUUUGAUAACCGUGCACACAGUGGAAAGAUCAAGGUUGAUGUUGAAAAUGAUGUAAGGAUUUAUGAAUGCAGAGACUGGAAUGUGGAAGGCACUUCUGAUAAGAACGAUUACCUCCUCUUGUCGUUCGAUUCUGUCGUCAUCAUCGCCUGCUUCACCUCUCUCAUCCUCUGCACGCGAUCUGUCAUCAACGGCAUCCAACUCCAGUUUGAGUUCAACAUAUUCUUCCAUGCCUACUACAAUAAAAUUGUGAGCUGGUCAGACCGCAUGGAGUUUGUGAAUGGAUGGUACAUCCUCAUCAUUGUGAGCGACACGUUAACCAUCGCUGGGUCAGCGCUCAAAAUUGGAAUACAAACAAAGUACCUGACAAACUAUGAUGUCUGCAGUAUCUUGCUGGGAACAGCCACAAUGCUCGUCUGGAUCGGCGUGAUUCGUUACCUUGGUUUCUUCAGGAAAUACAACAUAUUAAUCCUAACCCUCAGGGCAGCAUUCCCAAAUGUGAUCCGAUUCUGCUGCUGCGCUGCCAUGAUCUAUCUCGGGUACUGUUUCUGUGGUUGGAUCGUCCUUGGGCCUUACCAUGACAAAUUCCGAACGCUCGACAAGGUGACGGAGUGCCUCUUCUCUCUCAUCAACGGGGACGACAUGUACGCCACCUUCCUGAAGCUGAGAGACAAGAGCUACAUGGUGUGGCUUUUCAGCAGAGUUUACCUCUACACCUUCAUCUCCCUCUUCAUCUACAUGGUGCUCAGCCUGUUCAUCGCUCUCAUUACAGACACCUAUGAAACCAUCAAGCAUCACCAGCAAGACAAGGAACCAGUGUCCCAGCUUCAGGCGUUCAUUGCAGAGUGCAGGGACCAGCCUGAGUCUGGACGAUACCAGACUGAUGAAGAGCCAGCUUUGUGCUGCCUCUCUCCACGCUGCUGCUUUGGAUGAGAAGAUGCAGCUUUUUUUCCUUUGGCACAUGCGGACAGAGUCGGCCUAUCAUGAGGCUGCAGAGAGUCCUGACUGUCUGCAUAGAGCAUUUGAUCAUACUGAUGCCUGAUGAGAAUGCAACAAUAUCAUCUAACAGAAGUACUUUAACUUGUUUGUUUGAUUUUUUUACUUGACUUGCUGAACACCACUGAAGCAAAUGGUUCAUAGUUCAGACCUGCAUGAUGUAAUAAUAACAACAUGAAUAUGCACUAAAGGACCAGUUCCUCCUCAGUUCAGUGAUGUAUUGAAAGGUGAAUACUUUUCUUUAAGGUUUCUCAGAGUUGACGCAAUGUUGAAUUUGCUCCUGUUUGCACAGUAACUACUAGUAACAACUGUAGGCUAUUUGUUUUUUUCUGUUUACACACACGAGUAUACUCCUUAACUAAAAAUGAAAAGGUAUAAAUAGAUAUAUGGAUUUUAAAAGCUACUCAGUAACAGAAAAGUUUACAGUGCUUUUUGUCUUUCAUAGUAUGUUGUUGCGUACUUGUGUACAUUUUCUGAAUGUAACUGUAUUGACAUAUGUGUAUGUCUGUGAAUCUUUGUGUAUUUUUGUUCUGCUUCUGUGUAUUUCUUUGCACCUGUGACCAA